UUAUCUAAUAAGUAAUAAUAGACACAAAUUAUUUAUAAUAAUAUAAUAAAUAACUAUUGAAUAGUUAAUAAAUAAAUAUUUAGUUGUUAAUUUAGUUAAAUGUAACAAAUAUUCAUAUGCGUUCCAAGGAUCCUUGUAAAGCAAAUGCUUGUAUGAUACAAAAGUGCUUGAGCGAGAACAAUUUCCAAGAAUCAGCCUGCACUGAUGUCAUAGAACUGAUGCGUUUAUGCUGCGUCAAGUGGGGCACAAAAUCCUUUGUCUGCAACGGUAUCAAAACUGAAAAAGAGACAUCAUCAACAUCAUCGACUGUUGAGAAUAAUAAAAUACCUUAUAAAUUGGACCAUAAAUCCUGAGGUAUUAGUGAAAGCACUUUGAAUAUUUGGUGUAUUAAUUAAAAUUUAGUUAAUUUUGCAUAAUAAUGAACCAGAACCAACAACAACAACCUCGUCAUCGCAGAUUGAUUAGGAAGAAUGUUCCUUGGUAUCUUAAGAAUCCGAGAUUGACUGCUAAUUUAGUUGUCGGAGGUUCUAUGGUAUUCCUUUUCGGCGACAUUUUUUACUCAAUAUUUAUAAAAGAUUCAAUAAACCAAUUCACAAGCUGGUUGGAUGCACGAAAACAACCUUUGCCCGAUUUGCCAGCACCAACAACGACACCAGAAACAACAAAAUAAUUAAAUAAAAUCAUUUAUAUCAAUUAUAAUUA
Messenger RNA from Ctenocephalides felis (cat flea), 702 nucleotides. RefSeq names its product cx9C motif-containing protein 4. Gene Ontology annotation, cellular component: mitochondrial intermembrane space. The record is from RefSeq and is a predicted model, not a curated record. The transcript is spliced from 3 exons. The coding region runs from base 117 to 353 and encodes 78 amino acids. Lineage: Eukaryota; Metazoa; Arthropoda; Insecta; Siphonaptera; Pulicidae.